GCCCAUCUCAGUUUAUUUUACGAAGUAGAAGUGGACGACAGUAUGCCAUGUCGGAUUCUUGUGCAAGUGGGUUUAAAUCGUGGGUCGCCGUAAAAUAAGACAAUUCUCCGCCACGCCUCGCUUCCACCUCGAUUACAGAGCUAAUAAAUGAUGGACAACAAAAAUACCUAAAUUCCUGUUUUACCCUUACGGUGUUGCCCUAAAUUACCACACCAGUUCACGGCCGCGCCGCUCUAUAUGGCCGCAAACUGUUGCCCCCGCCUCUCCCUGCUCUCUCCCCUUGCUUGCUUCUCUUGUCUCUUUCUCUCUCUCCGUCUCUCUGGUUUCUCCUAUGGCAGAGUUUGCGCCGAACCUGGACGACGGCGAGAUGUGGCUGCCGUCGGAGAUAAUCGCCGACCUCGGCCUCCGCCGCUUGCACCAUUCCAACGCCGCCGCCGCCGCCCGAGUCCGCAGCGCAUACCACCACACCUUCGACGUCGAGGGCCUCGCGAGCCAGCUCGCGGCACUUAGCCCGCUCGACCGCGUCCAGCGCCUCCCCGCCGCUAAGCUGCCGCCCGUUCUCUCGCCUCAUUACGAGGGGUUGAAGCCUGUCGGACCGGCGGCCCGGUUCGAACUGGAGGAAAGGGAGUUGGGGACCGGGUUGGGCCGCCCCGUCUAUGGCAUGGGGUUCGGAGCCUGUUCCCGGCCGGGGGUGACCCGGCCUGGCCCGACGCAGAUAGCUCAGGCGCAGGCAUGUGGACCGGAAACGGUUUGCGUCUCUUCUCUUCUCUCCUUCUUCUUCUUCGUUCGGUCUGUCCUUGAGAUGCCAUGCAAAACUCUGUGGCUUAAGGGCUCUGGGUUUCAUGGACGAUCAGGUGGAGGCAUUUGGUCGGGCUCCGCAGCGGCCACUGCGGCCGAUCCAGAGCCGGCUCGGCACUGUUCGACCGGCUGGUCAAGGAAGAGAAAGCGGAGGAGGGACCGGUGUGUUCCUCCCGCGGGUGAUCAACAACAACGAAGCGAGGAAGAAGCAUCACAACGCGACGGGAGGAGAGCAACAGAAGCAGCAGCCAACGAUAAGCACGGCGAUGUGGAAGCUGGAGAGGCCAUUUCAGCCGACCUCCGAGAUGCGCCUUCCCCAGGAAUGGACUUACUGAGACCAAGGAACCUCCCACCUCCUUCCUCCACCGGAGGACGUUGUUGCAGUGGUGGUAGAACUGGAAACAGAUGGAACUACAAUAAAAGUUCGAGGACGAUGUUACUGAUGCUCCGUUCUUCUCUCUGUCUCUCUCUCUCUCUCUCUCUCUCUCUCUCUCUCUCUCCCUCCCUCUCUCAUGUUGCGUGUCCUCGUUUAGCUUUAGGAUAAAGUACAUAUAUAUAUAUAUAAAGUGUGUAUC
Molecule: messenger RNA, 1373 nt
Organism: Musa acuminata AAA Group (dessert banana)
Lineage: Eukaryota; Viridiplantae; Streptophyta; Magnoliopsida; Zingiberales; Musaceae
Exons: 3
Coding region: 332-1342 (336 amino acids)
Source: RefSeq, a predicted model, not a curated record